Messenger RNA from Alosa alosa (allis shad), 1375 nucleotides. It is a transcript of the gene ndufaf1, whose product is annotated as NADH:ubiquinone oxidoreductase complex assembly factor 1. The record is from RefSeq and is a predicted model, not a curated record. Gene Ontology annotation, cellular component: mitochondrion. Gene Ontology annotation, biological process: mitochondrial respiratory chain complex I assembly; mitochondrial electron transport, NADH to ubiquinone. Lineage: Eukaryota; Metazoa; Chordata; Actinopteri; Clupeiformes; Clupeidae. Bases 320 to 1219 code for a protein of 299 amino acids. The transcript is spliced from 5 exons.
UUUCCCCAGGUACCCUCCACUGAGAUGAAACUGAAGACGUUUCAUUUUAUACGUUCAUAUUUUUCGAAAGUCAUGAUCUUCUGUUUGAUAAAGGGAUACCAGAGAAUGUGGGGAUACUGCCAAUAGGAACGUAUCUCAGAGGUUGAGAUUUCCGGACAGAAUUAGGGGACGGAUCUGAUCAUUGACGUCACAUCCCGUCCCAUGGCCGCUGCCGAGAGACAUGACAUUUGUCCCAUUUGUCCACUGUCUAAUGUUUAUCCAAACCCGAGAUAUCUUGGCCCACAGAUGCAGUGCUAAGUAGCAGACUGGAAGAGAAAGUAUGGCAGCUUCAAGAACUGGACACCUGCUCUUAGCCCGACUGCUCGGGACAUCUACGAAACAACUUGUUUGGGCAUCUGCUUCACCCUUUUGGUCUGUUCCUCGCAGGGGAUAUUGGCGACCUGGUCAACCCAGGGAGAGAAAAUGGUUAUGGCAAAGGAUUAACUUUGAUUUCGCUAAAGGGGUAGAUGGAGUGCGGAAAAACGUGGGACUGUUAAAAGAUGAGUUUCUGCAGCGCUGGGUCGGACCUGAAGGCAAGCCUCUUCUUGAGCACAUGUUAGAGCAGACGCGGGUGUUGUGGGAAUUUCGUGGACCAGAGAGCCUGAAUCAGUGGCUUGUUUCCUCUGAUCGGGAAAUUGGUGGUCGCAGCGAGGUCUAUCUGAAACUGGGUAGAAACAACAAUACCUGUCUUCUGUACGGCACGCUAUGCUCUGCCCCGCCAAGGGAUGGAGAAACUCGCUACAGUGGGUACUGCACGAUGCGCUCAGAGCAGCUUCGUGCCUCGUUUGAUAGGAAGAAACACCACGACGUGUCCAACUUUAACACGUUACAUUUGCGUGUACGUGGUGACGGGCGACCUUGGAUGAUAAACAUCGGAGUAGAGAACUACUUCCACCAUCAGAGAGAUGACAUCUAUAGCUAUUUUCUAUAUACACGCGGGGGCCCAUACUGGCAAGAUGUCAAGAUCCCAUUUUCUAAGUUUUUCCUGGCCACCCGUGGGAGAAUACAGGACGAUCAACACUGUCUUCUACUAGACAAAAUGAACACCAUUGGAUUCACACUUGGGGACAAAGCAGACGGGCCAUUCCAGCUGGAGAUUGAUUUCAUUGGAGUGUGUAACGACCCUGCCCACACUGAGGACUUUGCUUAUGAGGUUUAUAAGAGAAAUCCAGAAGUGUGACAGGCAUCGCACAGAUCAUUAUAUCACACCAUCUUAAAUAUCCGACUGUUGUAAAUUAUAUUACAGUAUUGUCCAGAAAACAGACAAAGCAUAAUAAUUCCAUCUAGCUAUUUAAUGAAACCAUUUUCAUAAUAAAAGCACUGAAUUUGAAAAAAA